AUGAUCACAAGAAUGCUUCAUCUAGUUCACUGGAACAGUACAUAUCCCAACUUUGGAGAAGCUGCGAGCAUGUCUAAUGGCCUUGCUGUAGUUGGAGUCUUCUUAGAGAUUGGUGAUGAAAACCCUCGACUCCAGAAAGUCUUUGAUGCACUGGAUGCCAUUAAAGCAAAAGGAGCACAGACUUUAUUUCCAGACUUUGACCCCACUAUCCUGCUGCCUAGCACUCUGGAGUACUGGACAUAUGAUGGCUCUUUGACCACGCCCCCUCUACUCGAGAGUGUUACAUGGAUUGUUUGCAAGAAGUCAAUCGGUGUUAGCUCCACACAGGUCCUGUCGAUUUCAUUAACAUAUUAUUCAUAG
Messenger RNA from Neoarius graeffei (lesser salmon catfish), 360 nucleotides. RefSeq names its product carbonic anhydrase 2-like. NCBI's taxonomy places the organism in Eukaryota, Metazoa, Chordata, Actinopteri, Siluriformes, Ariidae. Gene Ontology annotation, biological process: carbon dioxide transport. Gene Ontology annotation, cellular component: cytoplasm. The transcript has 4 exons. The record is from RefSeq and is a predicted model, not a curated record. Bases 1 to 360 code for a protein of 119 amino acids. Gene Ontology annotation, molecular function: zinc ion binding; carbonate dehydratase activity.